UGCUCUCGUACAUCGGCUCGAGAACAAGGCACCUGGGUGCAUCCGAUUACACGAUUCGCAUACUAAUCGCCCGUGCGCUACUACGGCGGCCGGUGGACCCCCUUCCUCCUCCUCCUCCUCCUCUCAGUGCCAGUCCGUCACGGUACUGCGCGUAAUAUGUCCUCGGUCCCAGUGGUGGCCAUGGCCCAUCGCGGCGUCUACCAUUUCUUCCAGCCAUUGUGCCAGUACAGGCUGCCGCUUACGCUAGGCUAAGCUAAGGUGCUAUCUGAUCCAUGCACGGCGAUACGCAUGUACUUAUCAGCUUCCUGGCUCGACCCCCUAUGCCCUUCCAGUUCUCUUGACGGGUGGGGACUCGGAGAGGCGCUAGAAUCGGCCUCAUGGUCUUCAAACUUUGCAUGACAUUGGUGAGAGCGGGACUGACAUGCGCCUCGGCGACAGGGGCCCGUCGCGCCAGCCCUCGCUCAUCGUAUGACAGAGCAUCUAGACGAUGUCAUUGUGUGCUGCAAUUUAUCACAGCAGAAUGGACGGCGUUAUUGACCCCAUCAUGGUGGAUGUUCUCAGACGGUCAUUGCAGCGUAUGCGACACCGAGGUACUCGGCGCUUCGACGAUGUAAGCAGAUACCUGCCGCAGUGUCUGAACACUACAUGAGUGUACCGCCGUUCCUGCCGUCA
Molecule: messenger RNA, 672 nt
Organism: Rhodofomes roseus
Lineage: Eukaryota; Fungi; Basidiomycota; Agaricomycetes; Polyporales; Fomitopsidaceae
Exons: 2
Coding region: 378-614 (78 amino acids)
Source: RefSeq, a predicted model, not a curated record